UGAACAGUGCUGUUUGAUAAGUCACUUAUCUUUGAAGAAAAAAGACAGAGAUGGAACUGGGACUUGUUUUCCUGCUGGUUGUCACAUCUGUGUCUGGGUGUGGCGUGCCCAGUUACUGGCCCAACACAAGUCGAGUAGUAAAUGGAGAAGAGGCUCGUUUGUACAGCUGGCCGUGGCAGGUUUCGUUGGAGUCUUUUUACCCCACUUGUGGAGGAACACUUAUUGCCCCAGACUGGGUCUUGACAGCCGCACACUGCAUUACAUUCCAUACAUACAGAGUGGUUCUUGCUGAGCAUGAUAUGGACAAGGAAGAGGGACCCGAACAGUCCAUCAUGGUGGCAAAAAUGUUCAUUCAUCCCAAAUGGAAUGAUAACUGUGUGUCUUGUGGGAAUGACAUUGCCCUGCUCAAACUGGAGAAAAGUGCUGACCUCAAUGACAAAGUUAAGCCUGCCUGCCUGCCAGAGCACAGCUCCACUCUGACACACAACCAGCCCUGUUACAUCACAGGCUGGGGUCGACUUUACUCCGGUGGACCCAGGGCAACUCGACUCCAGCAGGUGCUGCUUCCUGUGGUGGAUCACAGCGUCUGCAGUCAAAGCGACUGGUGGGGUAGCUCAGCAAAGACGACAAUGGUUUGUGCAGGAGGAGACAGCAAAUCGGCAUGCCAUGGCGACUCUGGGGGCCCUCUAAACUGUAAGGGUCAUGACAACAGAUGGUAUGUGGAAGGAGUGACGAGCUUUGUUGACGGUCGUGGAUGCAAUAUCCCUAAAAAGCCCACCGUCUUCACGCGGGUGGCUUCUUUUGUCCCAUGGAUCAGCGAGACGAUGGCCCAAAACUGAGGAAACCUUCAACAGUGGUGCAAUACAGAACAAUAAACAGUUUGAUUGA
Poeciliopsis prolifica (blackstripe livebearer) is the source of this 888-nucleotide messenger RNA. Its product is annotated as chymotrypsin-like elastase family member 3B. The transcript has 8 exons. NCBI's taxonomy places the organism in Eukaryota, Metazoa, Chordata, Actinopteri, Cyprinodontiformes, Poeciliidae. Gene Ontology annotation, biological process: proteolysis. Gene Ontology annotation, molecular function: serine-type endopeptidase activity. The coding region runs from base 51 to 839 and encodes 262 amino acids. The record is from RefSeq and is a predicted model, not a curated record.